AUGGAUAUCCUAUUGGCAUUUUGCUGUGUAUUAUUAACAAUGCCUCUAUCCCAUUCUUCGUCUACCCAAUCUCCUCCUUCUGUGCCCAUGCUUAGCAUCCCACUAUACCAUAAGCAAAUGGUGAAUGACAUUAUCAUUGCCAAUGCAGGAGUUCAUUAUCCUCAUAUCAAAGCCACAGCAGAUAUAUACCCUGCUGAUGAUGCCUAUGCAAUGUUCAUAUGGAUCGGUACUCCAGUGCAAAUUGUGUUUGUUAGGAUGGACAUAGGGAGUCCCAUCACAUGGUUCCAAUGUGAUCCUUGUAGCAGUUGUUACCCCAUGCAGCGCCCUCCUUUCAAUACUCGGGCAUCAAGUUCCUUCAGAGAACUUGGUUGUUACACUGACACAUGCUUGAUCCCUAUGAUGAGGAAAAUUUUUGGAAAUUGCACUGGAUGGACCUGUAGAUACAAUGUGGAAUAUGCAAAAGAAUCUCGCUCCUUCGGUAUGAUGGUGCGUGACACUCUAUACUUCGAGCAUUCCGAUGUAGAGGUGCAGGACUUCAUCAUGGGGUGCGGAGAUUCGUAUGAAGGCCCAUUUAGGACUCAGUUCUCAGGAGUUUUUGGUCUAGGACGAGGCCCACUUUCAGUCCAAAGUCAACUCCAUGCAAAGGCCUUUUCUUUUUGCAUAGUGAGUUUUGGUUCAGAAAGACCCUCCUCUCUUGAGUUUUAUGACACCUCACCCGCAAUAGAUCAACAUGGUGUUGGUAAAAAUUCCAUUAUGGUCCCCUUGAGAGAGAAUAGUAGAUACCCUUACUAUUACUUUGUGCAGUUUGUGGGUAUAGCCAUUAAUGGGUUUAUGAUAGAAAUUCAAUCUAGAGUUUGGGGCUAUGGCCUGAACUAUGAUGGUGGGGUUACUAUAGAUAUGCAAACAGUUCUAACCUAUUUACCAAGUGAUGCGUAUAGCGUUUUUAGAUCAGAGAUACGCAGAACAGAUCAUAACCUUACAAGGAGGCCAAGAUAUGAGGAGUUAGAGUUUUGUUAUAAAGAUGACCCAUCUAAUGUCUAUCCAACCAUUGAAUUUUACUUUGAAAAUGGCAAUGUUGCAGGUGAAAAUUUUGUCUCUUUCAAGUUGAAUACCAAUCAAAAGCUCUUUAAAGUAGAAGCGGGCGUAGUUUGCCUACCAUUUUCAGACGGAAAAAAUUCUGCCCUUACAGUGAUUGGCAGCAACCAACUUCAAGGAACUCUAUUGACUUAUGAUCUAGUCAAUGAGAUCCUUAUCUUCACAUAUAAUAAGUGUUAG
Abrus precatorius (Indian licorice) is the source of this 1275-nucleotide messenger RNA. Its product is annotated as aspartic proteinase nepenthesin-2-like. The transcript has a single exon. The record is from RefSeq and is a predicted model, not a curated record. NCBI's taxonomy places the organism in Eukaryota, Viridiplantae, Streptophyta, Magnoliopsida, Fabales, Fabaceae. Gene Ontology annotation, molecular function: aspartic-type endopeptidase activity. Bases 1 to 1275 code for a protein of 424 amino acids. Gene Ontology annotation, biological process: proteolysis.